AUGAUUCCAACUCCAACCGUUGUUGCUGCUGUUGACGUGUCGACUUGGACUAGCAAGCGAGGGGGGCACGGCAAGAGGUGGGGGGAGGAGGAGGAGGGGGAGGAGGAGGAAGAGGAGGGGGAAGAUGGAGAGGAGGAGGAGGGGCCAAAGCAGAGGCAAGAGGAGGAGAAGGAGGAGGAGGUGGUGGAGUUGGUGAUGAUGGGGCAGAGGGGCGUGCUUGUAGGAAGCGGGGAGAAGACAAGAGCGAUGCUGCUGGGUGGUGUUGGAGUGGCGGAGGAAGGGGAGGAGGGGGAGGAGGGGGAGGAGGGGGAGGAGGGGGAGGAUGAGGAGGAGGGAGUAGCUUUGCUGUUUGAGAAAGUGAAAGAGGUGAAGAAGGAGGAGGAGUUGCAGGACGGGGAGGGGGAGGGAGAGGAGGGAGAGGAGGGAGAGGAGCGAGAGGAGGAAUAUGAGGAGGAAUUGGAGGUGGAAUUUGAGUCGAUGCUCGAAAGGAUGUACAAAGGCUGGGCAAAGAAAAUAGCUCCGCUGCCGCUGCCACCACCACCGUUGGUGUCGCCGCUGCCUCCGCCACCACCGUCGCCGCUGCUGGUGCCAAGGAGAAUGGAGGGCCAGGAAGAGCCUUGGGAGGAACCGGAUGAAUCAGAGGAGGAGGAGGAGGAGGAGGAGGAGGAGGAGGAGGAGGAGGAGGAGGAGGAGGAGGAAGAGUUGACCAGAGAAGCAUCACCCGAGAGAAUGAAAGAUGAAGGGGACGCUGAGGCAGAGGAGGAGGAAGGCGAGGGAGGGAACUGGAGUAGCAGCGGUGUGUCUGUGCUGUUCCCACUACCACCACCAGCACCAGCGCUGCCAUUGGCAGCAGCGGCAGGCAGAAGCUGGAGGGACAAGGCGUCGACCAUUGUGGCGUUGGCUCCUCCCUUCACCUGCAGCACCACCGUCGUCGAUUCCCCUGCUGCCACGAACUGGAUGGCCGCCACGUGGAACGACAGCGCUGCUAUAAGCACGGAUUGGUUACCCAGCAGGAUUUGCAGGGCGAAGGGCGAGGGCGGGGCGAACGGGAGAGGCACAGACGCCAGGGAAAGCUGCAGCAGGUACGUAGCUCCUGGCACGGUUGGCACGGUUUGGGAUAGAGAACCCUCGCAGGGGGACACGGGAGAGGAGGAGGAAUAG
Molecule: messenger RNA, 1161 nt
Organism: Closterium sp. Naga37s-1
Lineage: Eukaryota; Viridiplantae; Streptophyta; Zygnematophyceae; Desmidiales; Closteriaceae
Source: the annotation of a GenBank genome assembly